AUAAAUAGUAUGACGUCAUCAGCAGGGAGAAAAACCAUAAAAAAGUUGAGUCCUUUGAAGCCAAAAUUCAAAAUUACUGCGGAUCUUCAUUCAUUUUAUGAUUUUAGCAAUAGAAUGAAAAUUAUUUCAACAGUAGAAGUGUAUCAAUAACUUCAACUACUCGUCAUCAUGGCCGUAGCAAUCGCAGUGCUCGGGAAAGAGAAUUCACUCAAGUAUUUCGUUUGCUUGAAUCCGGAAUUGGAUCUUCAAUUUCGUUACAAAAUGCACACAGCAUUAGAUUUCAUCGAAGAAAAGCUAUCCUCUGCUGGCAAGCCAACAAACGACGUUAGAGAACUAUACUUAGGACAAUUAUAUGCCGCAGAAGACUAUAAAUUAUAUGGCUACGUAACGAAUACCAAAAUAAAAUUCAUAAUUGCUGUCGAUCCCACGAAUAUGUUACGUGAUAACGAAAUCAGAUCGAUGUUCAGAACUUUGCAUAAUGCAUACGCUGAUGCCGCUUGUUGUCCUUUCUACGUACCUGGAAGUAUGAUUAAAUCUCCAAAAUUUGAUAAAAUUGUGAAAGGUUUGAUGGAAGAAGUCGUCUAAGAUGGAGCCGAUGGUCUUGAACGAAAUCAUAUUUACAUUGGUGAUGACUGAUGAGACAACGGAGCUCGAGAAAUAUCAUCUUGUUCUUGUAUGAAGAAUGUUCUGUGUUCCAGUGUGUUACGUCAUAUCAAGUAUAGGUGUUGAGAAUUUAUUUCUACAAAAAAGAAUAAAUCUGUUUAACUGUUACGAUCGUUGAUAUAUUUAUAGUAUAUUUUAUAUUAAUUAUAAUGAUCAUGUUCGGUAUAUUACAUCUGCUAGAUCUUUGAAUGUGAUCUAUGUGUUAUUUGUUAUAUUCUGUAUUUAUUCCAGUCACCCAAAUAUCCUUGUUUUUUAUUGUUUUUUUAAUGCAAACCAUCUGUGCAUUAUACUCAUUACUUCAAUAAAGUAAUCAGGAAAAAAACA
This is a messenger RNA of Planococcus citri (citrus mealybug), 987 nucleotides long. Its product is annotated as trafficking protein particle complex subunit 2-like protein. Gene Ontology annotation, biological process: endoplasmic reticulum to Golgi vesicle-mediated transport. Lineage: Eukaryota; Metazoa; Arthropoda; Insecta; Hemiptera; Pseudococcidae. The record is from RefSeq and is a predicted model, not a curated record. Gene Ontology annotation, cellular component: nucleus; cytoplasm; TRAPP complex. The coding region runs from base 169 to 585 and encodes 138 amino acids. The transcript has 5 exons.